Molecule: messenger RNA, 174 nt
Organism: Eremothecium sinecaudum
Lineage: Eukaryota; Fungi; Ascomycota; Saccharomycetes; Saccharomycetales; Saccharomycetaceae
Exons: 1
Coding region: 1-174 (57 amino acids)
Source: RefSeq, a predicted model, not a curated record
AUGCAAUUCAAGAAUAUCGUCGCCUCUCUAGCCAUCGUUGCUGUUGCUCAAGCUCAAGGUCACAACAACUCCUCCGGUAACAGCACUUCCAGUGCUAACGGUGCCGUUGCUACUUACGGUUCCGCCGGUUUGUUCGGUGCUGCUGUCGCCGCUGGUGUUGCUUUGUUGAUGUAA